AUGAAGUUCACAUCCAUCCUCAUCGGCCUCGCAGCCACCGCCAUCGCAGCACCCCUCUCUAAGCGCGCCGUCUUCUCCCAAUCAUCCUACGACGAUCUCUCUAUUAGCGGCGGCACAGCCGGCAACGCCGAACAAGAAGCCCUCCAGAAACUCGGCGGUCUCCCCAACGAUCUCUCAACAGUCGAAAAAUCCGAUCUAGACUUUUUAAACAGUGUCAAUCAGAUCGCCAACGAUGCUGAGACUGACGCAUUCAAUCCUGCUAUUGAGGCAGCUUCUGGUGAAGAGGCUGAUGCUCUCCAACGUGGCAAAAUCAAGAACAAGGUCUUGAAGCUUACCGCUACCAUUCUGAAGCUUGAGGCUCAGAAGGCGCAGGGUGACGAUGUUGAUGAGAAGUUGGAGGAGGAGAACAAGAAGUUGCAGAACAACAUUGCUCAGGAUCAAGAGGCUGCUGGUCAGGACUCUACAUUCCUGUCUUUCAAUGCUAGCACAUAA
Messenger RNA from Fusarium coffeatum, 492 nucleotides. RefSeq lists its product as uncharacterized. Bases 1 to 492 code for a protein of 163 amino acids. The transcript has 2 exons. Lineage: Eukaryota; Fungi; Ascomycota; Sordariomycetes; Hypocreales; Nectriaceae. The record is from RefSeq and is a predicted model, not a curated record.